UAUCGAGGAAGCGGGUUACUCCUCCAGCAGCUGGCGAGUUCGUUUGACGAAGCUGAGUUGAGCAAGGCCUGAUCUAUCACGAGAAUGGACGCAAGAAUAGACAGCAAUAUGGAGGAUGCCGUCAGAGGGAUAAAUGAGUUGUCUGACGCUGAAAGGCAACAGUGCUGGAGUGGUCUACAUGACCUUCAAAUGAAGACGGUGGAUGCGCGUGUCAAAAUCCAAAUAACCGUAGACAGUUUUCGUGCAGCGGCUGAUAAACUGGAUCAAGUAUGGCGGGACUGUAAGAUAGCACACGCUGCUGGAACAACUGGUGGAAUAAUUUCGGGUUGCCUCGCCCUUGGUGGUAUAGUAAUGUCGGGGGGUGCUGCCACGCCAUUUCUGUUGACUGGACUGGGUUUUGGAGUCGGCGGGGCUGUCACAAAUAUCGGGACAAGCUGUGUGGAGGCUUCCAUAAACUCUUCUGAAAUAGAGAAAGCUGAAAAACUCUGGAGGGAGGCUUUAGACAGCAUCAACGUUGUAACUACGACUGUACAGAGUUGGCUGGAUAAGAAAGAGAUGGCGAGGAUUGCUUACAUUUUGUACCUUGCAGAAGCCUUCGAGUUUGUUGACCCCGUCCUGCUAAACCUGCUUCAUGACGUAGUAUCCACUGUCUUCGGGAUCCCCAUCAACAUACUGAAAAGGUUAUCUGCCGCUGCAGCCCCGUCAAAGGCCGGAGCAAAACUCUUGACAGAAGUCGGUGCACAGGGGGGAAAAGGAAUAGCCCAACUAGCUGAUGACGCAGCACAAGUAGGAAAGACAGGAUUGCAAGUGGCUGAUGACAUGGCUCAAGUGGGAAAAGCAGGACUGCAGGCUUCUGAUGACGUGGCACAAGCAGGUGCCAAAGCAGGGUCCAAGUCGGCAGGGAAAUAUGCUGGUAAAGUCUUGAUUGCAGCCAACAUUGCAUUCCUGAUGGUGGAUUGCAUAGACCUUGGAUUCACGGUCAGAGAUCUUGUUAAAAACAAAGGAUCCGAGGCAGCAAAAGAUUUGAGGAGGAAGGCAAAGCAACUCGAGGAUUUACUUAAGAAGUGAAACAGGCAAGGAACUCUGAUGAAUAGACGUAAAUAAGACUCUUUCAGAUGAGAAACAUUCAAUUAUUGACUCUCAGUUUCAGUAUAGUGAUUAAAUGUUCUUAAAUUACUUAAACACAAAACACUAUCAGUAACGUACAGUCAUGUAAAGAGAUACAAAUGAUGGAAUCAAUGUCACUAAGUUUCAAAGCUUUUUUGUACUAACUGCAUAGAGAACCUUUACGAUGAACCCAGUCCUGUUCGAGCCGUCCAGACAUUUUCGAAGGUUUUCCACUUAUUUCGUAAGCCGUUCCGAAUAUUUCAAAGGUGUCCUGAUGAGUCUACGCCAAAUUGUCAGAAGUAAUCUCCCCUCCAUGUUCGAAGGUUUCCAUCAGUUGUAUGGUGUGUUCUCCGUUAAGAUUUUAUUGAUUGGAAUUUCUCUUGAUUCCCCGUACAUUUCUUGAAAACUGCGUCAAUUAAGGCUGGGAUAGCUCGAGUUUUUAUCUCUAGACGUACUGGCUUGGUCAGCUGCCAUAAGCUGACAUGAUGUAGGAAUCUUUAAUCCUUUAAAUCCCAAGACUGAUUGUUAAUUCUCCCCUUUAGCUGCUCAACAUUUCCUUGUAAAUUCUACCUGAUGAGAUUGAAUAUUCUCAGUACCUGUUUGCUGAUUAAUGUAUGGAUGUUAUGGGGAGAAGUUUCAUGUAAAUCACGUCUAGAGUUAAAGGGUUAAUCUGCAUGCGUGAGGCCAGUUGACAGACCUAAUAUUGUAAGUAACUGAAUAACAAAGAAAGUAAGCAAAAAAUGCUGAGUCAGUGUUUUGCAUUUUACAAAUUUGAUAUUCUCGAAGUUUUUAGCAAAACAUAACUUCAAAAUGACAUAAAAACGGUCAAAAGCCCAGAAAGACCGCUGCAAGAGAUGUGGGUAACACUAGUUUAAAGAACUUUAGUUUUUCACCUUUGAAAGGUUUUGUAAUGAUUGCAGAUCACAUGUAUAUUCAUUAUAACAACCCAGAAACGAAGGAACGAUUCAAUAACGUCGCUGUUUUCACAGUUAAGAGAGACUUAUGUUAUGUUGAUAAUAGAUAUUUCUUUUUC
Messenger RNA from Pocillopora verrucosa, 2140 nucleotides. RefSeq names its product apolipoprotein L3-like. Gene Ontology annotation, molecular function: lipid binding. The record is from RefSeq and is a predicted model, not a curated record. Gene Ontology annotation, biological process: lipoprotein metabolic process; lipid transport. Gene Ontology annotation, cellular component: membrane; extracellular region. Lineage: Eukaryota; Metazoa; Cnidaria; Anthozoa; Scleractinia; Pocilloporidae.